Molecule: messenger RNA, 748 nt
Organism: Notothenia coriiceps (black rockcod)
Lineage: Eukaryota; Metazoa; Chordata; Actinopteri; Perciformes; Nototheniidae
Product: talin-1-like
Exons: 5
Biological process (GO): cell-cell adhesion; actin cytoskeleton organization
Cellular component (GO): plasma membrane; focal adhesion; cytoplasm
Molecular function (GO): integrin binding; actin filament binding
Source: RefSeq, a predicted model, not a curated record
GCUUUGGACGGAGCGUUCAACCAGGAGAACAGAGAGAAGUGUAAGGCUGCCACCGGCCCGCUGAUCGAAGCCGUGGACAACCUGACCGCCUUCGCAUCCAACCCAGAGUUCGCCAGCAUUCCUGCUCAGAUCAGCCCAGAGGGUCACGCAGCCAUGGAGCCCAUCGUUGUGGCCGCGAAGACGAUGCUGGAGAGCUCGACCGGCCUCAUCCAGACGGCCCGCUAUUUGGCUGUGAACCCCAAAGACCCCCCCAAGUGGUCCGUGCUGGCAGGACACUCCAGGACCGUGUCUGACUCCAUCAAGAAACUCAUCACCAACAUGAGAGAGAAGGCUCCUGGACAGAGAGAGUGUGACGAUUCUAUUGAGGUUCUGAACGGCUGCAUCCGAGAGGUGGACCAAGCGUCUCUGGCAGCCAUCAGCCAGCAGCUCACCCCUCGAGAGGACAUCUCCAUGGAGGCUCUCCAUGAGCAGAUGGCUGCCUCUGUCCAUGAGAUCAGCAAUCUGAUCGAUCCUGUGGGCGUGGCCGCUCGAUCUGAAGCCUCUCAGCUGGGACACAAGGUGUCUCAGAUGGUCAGCUACUUUGAGCCCCUGAUCAUGGCCGCCAUUGGCACAGCCUCUAAGAUCGUCAGCAGCCAGCAGCAGAUGGCCGUGUUGGACCAGACCAAGACCCUGACUGAGUCCGCCCUGCAGAUGCUGUACACGGCCAAGGAGGCUGGAGGAAACCCCAAGGUACUGACAAACAGGAUCU